Messenger RNA from Tribolium madens (black flour beetle), 1735 nucleotides. It is a transcript of the gene ppl, whose product is annotated as glycine cleavage system H protein, mitochondrial. Gene Ontology annotation, cellular component: cytoplasm; mitochondrion; glycine cleavage complex. The transcript is spliced from 6 exons. Lineage: Eukaryota; Metazoa; Arthropoda; Insecta; Coleoptera; Tenebrionidae. Gene Ontology annotation, biological process: glycine decarboxylation via glycine cleavage system; protein lipoylation. Bases 1198 to 1692 code for a protein of 164 amino acids. The record is from RefSeq and is a predicted model, not a curated record.
UUUUAAAGUUAAUUUUUCAAAAUUCAGGAACUUUUGCUCUAAUAAGAUUAUGGCUGGUAAUAAAUGUCACAAAGUUUUAAAAAUUAGAUUUUCGAAGUGUCAAGUCUCAAGUAUUGUUCUACUACAAAUUUUUCAUGCACACCACCUGAAAAACGCCUCUGAAAAUCACCAUUACCAACAUCUAGAAAGUAAAUUGAACUAGUCUAUUUCAGCACCCGAAUUGGUGUUGAAAUGGCUCAUUAAAGAAUCGGUUUUGGUAUCAAAAUAAGCUUGAUGGUUUUAGUUGCAAAAUAAAAAAAAAUGCAUUUACAAAUUUGUACUUAAAAUAAUACACUAAAAAGACACAAACUACUUUUAUUACCACUAAAAAAAUACAGGUGCUUAAAAAAUUCUGUCAAAAAAUUUUGACAUUUACGUUUUGAUACAACUGAGGAUACAACUUCUUUAUUUCCUUUUCGAAUAGCCUGUAGCAAAAAAACAUGUAAAAAAAAUGGGGUAAAAGUGUAAAUUUAAACCCCCAUAAUUUCGAAAUUCUUAUAGAAAGAAUUUUUGAAAACAUUUUUUCCAUAUUUCUGGUAUCUUAUUUUAUUUGGCAUUUUUUCUCUAGGACAAAUUCUGAAAUUCUCUGUAUAGAGAUGGUACACUUUUUCGGUUACUUCCGGUUACCAAUGACCAAAAAUUUUGUAAUUUUUUAAUAUAAAAAUUUCACGGUUAACUAAUAAUACCUAAAAACGUGAAAAUUGACACAUAAUGUCAAUUCUCUAGUAGUUUCCAUUUCAAUCUGUUGAAUCACUACAUGAAAAAAAAUCACGUGAAGAAUCUGAACAACAUAAUUAUAAAAUAUGUUAUUUCAUCGAUGUUAUCAAUUACGAAAACCCUUAUCAGUAUGUUGUGUAAGCUGCCCAACUGGACAUGCGAUAAACUGAUAACUGGUCAAUAAUAGCUAAACAGAACAAUAGCAAUAAUGCAAGCAUUAAUUUAUUUUCAAAAUUUUGAUCACGUUUUGAUGAAAUGCCAAGAAAUCAUCUAAAACUACGCAAACGGAACCAAUUAAGAUAAUUUUCUUCGUUAGUGGUCGAAUUUUUCAAAACAUGACAAUGAAAUCAAUUUUAUCAGUGUUUGACCCAGACCUCAAAUUAGCAAGUAAACAAACCAAACCGAUGACAGUCUUGUCAGUCUGGCUGUGCCUUCUCCAAUAUGGUCAUCCACAGAUUUGUCAAAUGUGUCAACAAUACUUCGACAAGACAAUUAAUUUUUAAUCAAUGUCGAAAACACAUCAUUAAUAGGUCAAUAUUCACAACGCCAUCGAUUUGGGCAGAACGGUUAUAUACAGACAAACAUGAAUGGGUGGAAGUCGAUGGUAAAACCGGAAAAGUGGGAAUAUCACAAUAUGCCCAGGAGGCGCUGGGUGACGUAGUAUACGCACAACUGCCAGAUGUCGACACUGUGCUAAAACAAAAAGACGAAUGUGGGGCACUUGAAAGUGUCAAAGCCGCAAGUGAGGUUUAUAGUCCCAUUUCAGGAAAAGUUGUAGAAAAAAAUGCAAGUGUUGAGGAGACGCCCUCGCUGAUAAAUUCCUCGUGUUAUGAUAAGGGGUGGCUCUUUAAAAUUGAAUUGUCUGAUACAGGGGAACUUAAAAGUUUGAUGACUGAAGCACAAUAUAAUGAAUAUCUUAAGACUCAAGAUCAUUAGUUAAUUAGUGUAAAAAUGAUUUUAUUAAAGAUUACUAAAUUUG